This is a messenger RNA of Camelina sativa (false flax), 1005 nucleotides long. RefSeq names its product wall-associated receptor kinase 5-like. Gene Ontology annotation, biological process: protein phosphorylation; cell surface receptor signaling pathway. Gene Ontology annotation, molecular function: protein serine/threonine kinase activity; ATP binding. Gene Ontology annotation, cellular component: plasma membrane. The record is from RefSeq and is a predicted model, not a curated record. NCBI's taxonomy places the organism in Eukaryota, Viridiplantae, Streptophyta, Magnoliopsida, Brassicales, Brassicaceae.
AUGAAGAAAGCAACUAAUGGUUAUGAUGAAAGCAGAAUCCUGGGUCAGGGAGGUCAAGGAACAGUCUACAAAGGGAUAUUGUCAGAUAACUCUAUAAUUGCUAUAAAGAAAGCUCGACUUGGAGACAGUAGCCAAGUAGAGCAAUUCAUCAACGAAGUGCUCGUGCUUUCACAAAUUAAUCACAGGAACGUGGUCAAGCUCUUGGGAUGUUGUCUAGAGACCGAAGUUCCCUUGCUGGUUUAUGAGUUCAUUACCAGUGGCACCCUUUUCGAUCACUUGCACGGUUCCAUGUUUGAUUCUUCUCUUACAUGGGCACACCGUCUAAGGAUAGCAAUAGAAGUCGCUGGAACUCUCUCAUAUCUGCACUCCUCAGCUUCUAUUCCCAUAAUCCACCGCGAUGUCAAGACUGCUAAUAUUCUCUUGGAUGAAGACUUAACUGCAAAAGUAGCUGACUUUGGUGCAUCAAGGCUGAUACCGAUGGACAAAGAGCAGCUCACAACAAUGGUGCAAGGCACUCUCGGGUAUUUAGACCCAGAAUACUACAACACAGGGCUUCUGAACGAGAAGAGCGAUGUUUAUAGCUUUGGGGUAGUCCUCAUGGAACUAAUCUCAGGUGAAAAGGCAUUGUGCUUUGAACGGCCACAGACAUCAAAACAUCUGGUGAGUUACUUUGGUUCUGCCAUGAAAGAGAAUAGGUUGCAUGAGAUUGUUAAUGGGCAAGUGAUGAACGAGGAUAAUCAGUGUGAGAUCCAGGAAGCUGCAAGAAUUGCUAUUGAGUGUACAAGAAUUAUGGGAGAGGAAAGGCCAAAGAUGAAAGAAGUAGCUGCAGAGCUAGAGGCCUUGAGAGUCAAAGCAACAAAGCAUAAGUGGUCGGAUCAGUAUCCUGAGGAGAAUGAACACUUGCUAGGUGUUCAAACCUUAUCAGCACAAGGCGAUACUAGUAGUAGCCGUGGUUAUGACAGCAUUAAGAAUGUACCAAUAUUGGACAUUGAAGCUGGCCGCUGA